AUGAUGAAAUCCGGGGAGGAAGUUAGUCAGGGUCAGCAAAUGAACGGUUUUGUGGAGGAGAAAGCUGCUGGGGAAUCUGGGUAUGGUCGGAAGAUCGAGAGGAGCCCUUCUAUCAAUCUGAAUUCCUUGCCUGCAAUAGCCCCUGCCACGGCGGAGAUUGGUGUCUUGCACGGCGCAGUGGAGUCAGAGGCCAACGAUGCAAGCACUCACAAGGGAGACGAGUCCAGUGGCACUGAUCAGAAGAAGGUCCCGAAGAAUGAGGAAGUUGAUGAAGCUGAAGUUCAGGCCUGUGCAGAUGUGAAGAGCCACUCGGUUGACCCUUUGAACAGCGAGAACCAUGCCGGGGAGAAGGAUGCUUUGGUAACUGUGCCAGAAAAUGAGGGGUGUGCUGAUGGUGGCGAUAAUCACAAGGGAGUUCAUGUUCUCAGCAUUGUCAAAAAGGAUGAGUCUGAGGAAAUUGUUGAUUCUAUUAAUCCUGUAACCGUUGCGGGGUAUAGAGAGGAGAAGGGCACCGCCGGUUCUACUUCUGCAAUUACUGCGGUGCGAGCACCUGGCUCCCGCUCAUCUUGUUUCCAUGGUGUGACCAGGCACAGGUGGAGUGGGAAAUAUGAAGCUCAUUUGUGGGACAGUACUUGCAGAGUAGAAGGACGGAGAAGGAAAGGAAAGCAAGGAAAAAAAGCGCCAGGAAGUUAUGAUACUGAGCAAAAAGCUGCCAGGGCAUAUGAUGUUGCAGCUCUUAAAUUCUUUGGACUAAAUACAAAGCUGAACUUUUCGAUUUCGGAAUAUGAGAAGGAGCUGGCGGACAUACAGGACAUGUCUCCAGAGGAAUGUGUGACAUACUUGAGAAGGAGGAGUAGCUGCUUCUCAAGAGGGGCGUCUAUUUACAGAGGAGUUACAAGGAGGCAGAAAGAUGGUCGAUGGCAGGCACGCAUAGGACUGAUUGCUGGAACUAGAGACAUUUACCUUGGAACUUUCAAAACUGAGGAAGAAGCCGCAGAAGCUUAUGAUAUUGCUGCCAUCGAGAUACGAGGCAAAAACGCGGUGACCAACUUUGACAGAAGCAACUACAUGGACAGGGGCAUGCAUUGUAUAGAAGGCGCAGGGUUGAAGCUGCUUGCAACCAAGCCAGAAUAG
This is a messenger RNA of Triticum turgidum subsp. durum (durum wheat), 1134 nucleotides long. The record is from the annotation of a GenBank genome assembly. Lineage: Eukaryota; Viridiplantae; Streptophyta; Magnoliopsida; Poales; Poaceae.